AUAUCUUUCGUUCGUUGGAAAUUUAAUAUUUCUUUCAACUCACACACUGGAAUGAAAAUUGAUUUACGAAUGUUUUCGUUCGUUAUCGAUGUUAUUGUUAUCUAUUUUUUCGUUAUCGACCAACUAUCAUCCGUGCCGGAUUCCCAUUUCAUUUUUGUCGUUGCUAACCGGUCAUUAUUUAUUUUGCUCAAUGUAGACGGAAUUUCACAGAAUAUUUCUAUUUGAAUUAUGAUGGAUUCGACAUCUCCGAUUCUCGACUCUGAUAACGAGUCUGAUCCAGAUAUUUUGGAGUUGCACAAUGACGAUGAUUUUGACAAAUAUGACGAUGAUCAAACAACAACAGCAACAACUACUGUUAAUCAAAAAAUUGGAUCGGUCUGGAGGGAUUUGGUUGUUGGAGAACAGAUGGAGGGAUGUCUUACCCGCCUUGAAGUAACCUCUAAGACGGAUGGUUACACUGAUAUGGAUGAUCCAAACUACAAGCCCACAAAUAAUGAACAUAAACGUAAGCGAGUUUAUUCAUCCAUCAAGUCAAAUCAAAAAACUGAAUAUGAAUCAGAGAAUGAAUAUGAUUUAGAACUUAAUCAUGUUGUGAAAAAAAGAUAUUCCCACAGCAAUGGCAAAGUUACUAAUUGUAAUUAUAAGUAUGUCAAUACAAAAGGAUUUGUUAAAAAAAGAGAUAAUAGUGAUAAUAAAACUAGAAGUAGAAUUUUGCCUGUAAUUUGUGAAUCUGAAGAAAAGCCUAUGGAUCAGUUUUUAGAAGAAUUAUGUACAAAUCUUCAUGAACACAACAUAACUUUAAUGUUGUCUGUAAUAUCGAAAAUUGAUAGAAAUAUUAUUAUUGACAAGUAUAAUAAAACUUGCUUAAUUGAAGCUAAUGGUGGCCAAAUGAUAAAGAAUGGUAACCGUCGACGAACAUCUGGAGGAAUAUUUUUUAAUUUAAUUAAAGAAGAUAAGUCUAUUCCAAAUUCAGCCAAAAAAGAUCUAUUUGGUUGUUCACAAAAUGAAGAGAUAAAAAAGAAAAAGAAACGAGAAAAAAUUAAACGUAAAAAAGAAAAAUUAAAACAAAUCAUUGCUCAGGACAAGAAAGAAGCUGAUCACUUAAAAAUAUUAGAUGAAGAAUUAGAGUCAUUACCAUUGAGAUCUUCACUGGAAAAUAAAGAUUUAUCUUAAUUAUAUUCCAAAACCUAUUUUGUUACAAAUAGUUUAACUGUUAAACAACACUUCCUAGUUGCGUUACUUAUAAUUAUGUACACAUUUUUUAUUAUUAUUACUGUUUUAUUCUUUUUGAAACAUCAUAAACCUAUACAUUUUUUUUUAUUA
Molecule: messenger RNA, 1323 nt
Organism: Sipha flava (yellow sugarcane aphid)
Lineage: Eukaryota; Metazoa; Arthropoda; Insecta; Hemiptera; Aphididae
Gene: Phax
Product: phosphorylated adapter RNA export protein
Exons: 7
Coding region: 229-1173 (314 amino acids)
Biological process (GO): snRNA export from nucleus
Cellular component (GO): nucleus
Source: RefSeq, a predicted model, not a curated record